AUGAAUGAAACAGUCGACAGUGUAUAUCGUUUCGUCAGUGAUCAAUCGUCAUCAGCAUAUAAUAAGAUGAAUUCAUUUGUUGCAUCUCUACGUCGUCGUUUCGAUAAGGUACUUACUGCUAACGCUAAUACAACUUCAAUACAUUCUUCAUCUCAGGCAAAAAAUGACGGUGAGAUUUUAUUGCUUAACGAAGUUAUAACCGACGCUUAUUUUAUGCUUGCUAUGACAAAUAACGAUAAUGAGGAUUUAAAAAAUUGUUUGCAUGCUGCUGAAAAUUUUCAAAAACAACAAACAUAUUCACCUACUGCUGCACGUCGUUUCAUUAACGAAAUUCGUUCAUUAAUAUCUUUAUCUCAUUCAGAUGAAAACUAUUUACCAAAUGUAAAAAUUGAUCAAAUAAGAAAACCGGAAAAGAAUUUCAAUGUCUAUGAUACAUUGAAUAAACAUCGUCCGAAUGUACGAUCCAAUCCAAAUAUGAACAAUAUCAAUAAAAACGAGGCCGGUAAGCCCGUUUCUAUGCAAAGAUAUUCGCUUCGUAGCUCUAUGCGUAAUUUAAUAAAACGUCGUUCAACAAAAGUUCCAUCUAAAAAAAUUCUAGGCUCAUCCAACGAUCCAGAAGCUCCACAUUUAUACGAAUCACUCGAUACACCUUCGCCAGAUCCAUCGCCUACAAACAAUUCAACAACAAAUGAACAAGUUUUUAAUUUUCCUCCAAGACUAAAAUCAUCAUAUAUAUUACCAUCGUCUAUUGUUGCACUUGAUCAUUUUACAACAAAUCUUUAUCUUGUUGUUAAUUCAACGUUAAAUCAAUUACUUGUUGUGUUUGGUUCAACAAAAAUUCAUACUAUUAAAUUAUAUGAUACAAAUGGUAGAAAAAUGAACCCCAAUGAUCUUAUUUUACAAUAUAAAUUUGAAGAUUUACAUGGAUAUAAAUUAUUAUCAUCGGCAUUAAAUAAUAAUUUACAAAACUGUCUAGUUGUUAAUGAAAUACGUGUUUAUGUUUCUGAAUCUCCCGAUGAUAUAACACCAAAUCAAACGUUAAAGCAACGUUUAUUAUUUUUUGAUCAAAAUGGUAAUUUUGUUUCAACAUCAAAACGUUUGCCAAUAACCAGCGAAUUAUUAUUCGUUGAAGUCGAUCGUGCAACACCAUCGAUCUAUGCAUAUGAUGGUUUAAGUUUAAUAAAUUUAGAUCGUAAUUGGUCAAUCAACGUUGAAAAUAUCAACUGUAUAGCAUCGGGUUCAACAUUUCUUGUUUGUUUACAUACAAAAACAAAUCAAAUCAGUAUUUACAAUAAUCAAACUGGUUCAUUCGUCUAUCGAUGGUUAAUAACAGCACCAAAAAUACAUUAUUUACAAACAGUAUAUUUAUGUGUAUCACGUCAUGAUUUAAUUUACGUUUUAGUUUGGAAUUGUGAUGUACAUCCUGCCAAUAAUCUUGUUCUAGUUUUUGAUCAAGAAGGACAAUUAUGUCGAGAAUAUUAUAUGCCAAAUCGUGUUAUACCAAAUAUACAUGGUGCAUAUACAUAUGAUAUGACACUUGGUGGUGGACAUCAUACACCAAAUUCACUAGGCAAUGUUAUUCGGCGACCAUCGAGGAAACCAGAUGCAUCAUCUAUAGCAUGGAUGCAACAACAAGCUAUGUGGAAUGCGAGUGGUAGACAUCCACAAAUGUGGUCAACUAAUUCGGCAUCACAAUCGCCCAUGCCACCAUUCUAUCGCGGUAUGGGAAGUCCUUAUGAAAUGUAUCAUCAUCAACAGCAACAAUCAACACAAGAGGAUAUUACACUUUUUCAUGCACGAUUUAUUGCAAUUACCGAUGAUGAUACAUUAAUUGUAUCGAACAUUGUUGAUCUUGGUAUAGAUGAAGAAACACAAGAAACAGCUCUUGUUAAUUUUAGUCGAAAAAUUCUAUUUUUUCAUUUAGAUACAUAA
Messenger RNA from Rotaria socialis, 1932 nucleotides. The record is from the annotation of a GenBank genome assembly. NCBI's taxonomy places the organism in Eukaryota, Metazoa, Rotifera, Eurotatoria, Philodinida, Philodinidae.